AUGCUUGUCGGAACUCUUUUUCAGAGCAUUUUCGUUUUGUUGGCCUGUGAAGCUUUGACCGGCCAAGCCUACAAUCCCAGGCCCUACUUGAAAGCAUUGGAAGCUCGCCAGAGCGCCAGUUCAGGAUCUCCCUUGCGUAUUGAUCUUGGCUAUGAGAUAUAUGAAGGCACCUCCAAUAGUACAUCUGGAGUGAAUAUUUGGAGAGGAAUCCGUUUUGCGGCACCCCCAACGGGCUCCAAUCGAUGGCAAGCGCCCCAGCCCCCAGAACAGAAUCGUUCCUCGGCCAUCAAUGCUAGCUCAUUCGCCCCAAUAUGUCCGCAGGGUCCUGAUGCCUCUUACUCUGUCCACUCGGUCAAUCAGACUGGCGCGGACGAGGACUGUCUGUUCUUGAACGUCUAUGCACCUGCGAACGCAUCUUCCCUUCCGGUCCUUGUUUGGAUACACGGAGGAGGCUACGGUGGCGGAAACGGACGACAGGACCUCUCCGCAAUCAUUAACGCCAACAACAACAGUUUUAUUGGAGUUGCUAUCCAAUAUCGGCUCGCUGCACUAGGAUUUCUUUCCUCAGACGAAGUCUUCCGAUAUGGGGUAGUUAAUGCUGGUCUCCUUGAUCAGCAUUUCGCUUUGCAAUGGGUACAAUCGUACAUCAGCCUUUUUGGCGGCAAUGCUUCUCAGGUCACCAUCUCUGGCGAAAGCGCUGGCGGCGGCUCGGUCAUGCUACAGGACAUGGCGUAUGGUGGGAGCUUGGGGACUUCGCUUUUCGUCAACACUAUCGCCGCAUCGCCCUACCUCCCCAUGCAAUACGGCUACAAAGACUGGAUUCCUUCCCAGGCUUACUAUGCCUUUGCAACUGCAGCUGGCUGUCCCCCUGGCCUCCCAUAUGGUGCUCAGCCGCAGACCAUCUUCGAAUGCUUGGUAAGCAAGGAUACAGACACGUUGAUAAAUGCCAGCGCCACAAUGUCACAAUCCGGAAACUAUGGGACGUGGGCAUUCCUGCCGGUCACCGACGGCGUCUUCAUCCAAGAUCUACCCAGCCGGCAGCUCUUGCGCAGAAAGGUGAACGGACUAAACGCGCUGGUUGGCAACAAUGCCAAUGAAGGACCAUCCUUCACUCCGCAGAACGUUACCACAGAGGAAGACCUUGUUGCUUGGUUGCAACUGACAUUUCCUCUUUUUACAAACGAUGACAUCGCGAAAGUCCUACUAUACUAUCCUAGUUCGAACGACUCGACGGAUACAGCCGCGCCUCUAUAUGGGACGUCUGGGGAGUCUGGCGCGUCAGCGCUGAACCAAAGCUCGGUCGGAACGGGACAGCAACAAAGAGCAGAUAACAUCUACGCCGAGACGACCUUCGUGUGCCCUUCUUAUUGGAUGGUGAUGGCCUAUAACGACCUUGGAAGAACAUCCUACAAAUACCAGUUUUCGGUCCCGCCGGCUUUGCAUGGUGCGGAUGUCAGCGGAUACUUCGGUCCAGCCGCCCGAAACAUCGGGCCGGACCUGGCCCUGGCAUUCCGGCAAAUCUGGGGUAAUUUCAUCACGAAGAACAACCCCAGUAUUCCAUCCAACGUCGCCGUCGGAGCUUCCGCCGCGAAUUCGUCAACUUCAACAACGGCAAACCCGGUGACCGACUGGCCCCAAUUUAGCAUGUAUGCGCCAUAUCAGAUCAAUUUGAACCAGACUGGAGGAACACCCUUCUCGGCGAACAUCACGCAAAUCGGUCAUAACAUCACGGAGUUUGGUAGUCCUGGCCUACUCAACGAUAUCGCCCUCGUAGAUGCUUGGACCUGGGAGGCCGGCAGGGGCUACAGGUGCGAGUUCUGGAGGAGUAUGGGAGCUAUUGUGCCCGAGUAA
This is a messenger RNA of Cladophialophora yegresii CBS 114405, 1851 nucleotides long. Its product is annotated as carboxylesterase 2. The transcript is spliced from 10 exons. The record is from RefSeq and is a predicted model, not a curated record. The coding region runs from base 1 to 1851 and encodes 616 amino acids. Lineage: Eukaryota; Fungi; Ascomycota; Eurotiomycetes; Chaetothyriales; Herpotrichiellaceae.